UCUCUCUCCAAGUGCCCACUUGGGCCUCUCUCUCUAAAACUCUGUGACCCCAAAAACACCCAUUUUCUCUCUCUAUGUACAACAUGUAUAUAUAAUUCCUUUGAUCCUUUCCCACUGAUUGCACCCUUAUCUUUUCUCUCUCUAUAUUUCACUUUCUCUCUCUAAGCUUCAAAAGUCAGCGCCUUGUUUUGUCUCUCUCUCUCUCUCUCUCUCUCUCUCUUUCUCUGUCUCAAAGAGACGACAGUGGUAUUAGACAGAAAACAGAGCUGUGUCUCAGAGUCCUUUCCAUGGCGGACGAUUGGGAUCUCCAAGCGGUUGUCAGAGGCUGCUCUUCCUCUACCUCCACCACCACCAACAACACUUUCUAUUCUACACCAUGUUUCACUCCUCCUGAGUUCUAUCCUUCUUCUUCUUCUUCUUCUUCUUCUUGCUUUUCAUCUCCAUUUUUUGCUCUUCCAGAUCCUAUGAGAGAGACUUCAAAUGGUAUGGAAGAACUCCAUGAGCUUUACAAACCUUUCUUCCCCAGAUCCCAUCAGUUUUCUCCUCUCUCUUCUACUUCUUCUUCUUCAUCGCAAACUACUUCUCCAAUUUCUUCUUCUACUUGUUCAUUCUCUUCUUUUCUCCGUUCUUCUAACGAACAGAGACUGUUACAGAUGAAACCACAACAGCAACAACAACAGACUCAGCCUUCUAAGCAAUCCCAAUCCACUACCACAGCUCCACGAUCAAAAAAGAGGAAGAACCAGCUGAAGAAAGUUUGUCAAGUUCCUGCAGAGAGUCUUUCUUCAGAUAUAUGGGCAUGGCGGAAAUACGGUCAAAAACCUAUCAAAGGCUCUCCAUAUCCAAGGGGAUACUAUAGGUGUAGCAGCUCAAAAGGGUGUUUGGCCCGGAAACAAGUGGAGCGGAACAGAUCCGACCCGGGAAUGUUCAUAGUCACAUACACGGCCGAACACAACCACCCAGCUCCGACUCACCGGAACUCGCUAGCCGGCUCAACCCGUCAGAAGCCAUUGACCCCUCAAACUGUCAACGCCGAUGACUCCAACAACAACAACAUACCCACCACCAAACCCUCAUCUCCGGCAACAUCUGUUGAGGAAGAGCUGGUUGCACCUCAGAGUACAACCACGGAGAGCAAAGAAGGGAGGGAGAGUUUUUUGCUUGAUGAUGAGGAAGAAGACGAAUUUGGGUUCUCGGAUAUGGCUGUGAGUGACGAUUUCUUUGUGGGUUUGGAAGGAUUGGCCGGUCCGGUGACCGGAGAGUGCUAUUCGGAUCACUUUCCGGGAAGCUUUUCUCUUCCUUGGGUUGCUAAUAAUGCUGCCACGGCUGCCGGAAGUAUCUAAGUCGCCGGGAAAAAAAAUUCAGUUGGUGAUGUGGGAUUUAUUCCUUUUGUCAAUCACACUUCUCUAGAGAAACAUUUAGCAAUUGGUGGAAUCUUGUUUAACAAUGUUUACAGAAAGAGAGAGAGUUUAAUUGAGGGGGAAAAAAAAAAAAAAAAAGUAGUAGAUUUUAGUCAUUUAAUUUUUUUUUUUGUUUUGGGGGUUUUAUUUAUUUUCUUUAUUUUUUUAUUUUGGGUUUUCGAGUAAGGUUAAACUAGUUGGUAGUGAACAAAUUGUAAGAAUGAUUUGCUGAUCCAUUUGCUUUUUUACCA
Ziziphus jujuba (common jujube) is the source of this 1651-nucleotide messenger RNA. RefSeq names its product WRKY transcription factor 22. Bases 288 to 1343 code for a protein of 351 amino acids. The transcript has 3 exons. Gene Ontology annotation, cellular component: nucleus. Gene Ontology annotation, biological process: regulation of DNA-templated transcription. NCBI's taxonomy places the organism in Eukaryota, Viridiplantae, Streptophyta, Magnoliopsida, Rosales, Rhamnaceae. Gene Ontology annotation, molecular function: DNA-binding transcription factor activity; transcription cis-regulatory region binding. The record is from RefSeq and is a predicted model, not a curated record.